This is a messenger RNA of Symbiodinium sp. CCMP2456, 1434 nucleotides long. NCBI's taxonomy places the organism in Eukaryota, Dinophyceae, Suessiales, Symbiodiniaceae. The record is from the annotation of a GenBank genome assembly.
AUGGUCUUCUUGCAGAUGAUGGAGUACCAGAAGCAGGACAUAGACGAGCGUUGGUUUGCCGACGAGCGCUACGUUCAGGGAGGAUUUUUCGGCACGCGCCUGCUCGGUGCGCCUGCCACACAUGUGCUCGCGUUCAAGGCACUGGGUUUCCUGGCGCCGGAGGAUCUUGGCCCGGAGCUGAUUGAGCAGAGCCUACGGAUCUGCAUCAAGGCGGUGGUGGACAUGGAGAUGGAGCUGAGGGAUCUGGUGAAGGAGGUGGAUCAAGAAGAUGGCGCCUUUUGCGCAGGGGCCCUGCUGGGCUGGCUUCGCUUCAUCUAUCGCUUUCCCGCGGCACCGCCGCCGGCCCAGGCCAUCGUCGGACUGAAGCAUCUCCUGGCUGCUGCCAGGAAGAUGCUCUUCGAGAUGAACCGCCGCAUCGCGAAGCUGUGGCCCAUGGUCCAGAAGACUGAGGAGUUGCUACGCCGCUAUGGUGAGGACGUGGACGAGACCAGACUUCGCGAGAUACAAUGCAGUGGCUGCGUGACGGCUUCGGACAUGGUCUUCCAUGUGGCACCCUGGGUGCCGCAACACCACUCUCGGCUCCCUGCUGCCGGCUUGGGCCUGGCGCACUUCGAGCGCAAUGACCGGGCGACGGCACUCGCCUGCGAUGCCUUCUUGGACCUGAACGGCCGCCUUUUUGAUACUGCCUUCGUGUACGAGCAGCAGCAAGGGAUUCAAGCCGCUGCAAUCGCCAAAGCCAUUCCUCGCUCGGCGGUGACUGUCAUCAGCAAAGUUCCGCUCAGUGAGGCACAGGAAGUCGAGCUGGCGAUCUCCCAAACUGCGCAGCAGCUCGGCGGCUAUGCAGAUGUACUGCUGCUCCACACGCCGGGCCGACCGUUGGGAGACAAUGCCACGUUUCCCAGUUGCGCAGCGCAGGGCAGCUGGAAGGAGUGUCGCCUGCUGGCCUGGAGGCAACUGAUGCGAGCACAACAAGAUGGCUUGGCCAAGGAGAUCGGCGUGUCCAACUUCGACUGCAGCCACUUGAGAGAGAUCGAGGCGGCCGGCUUGCCAAUGCCGCUGUACAACCAGAUCGAGGUGUCGGCGGCGUGCCCAAUGAACGAGGAGCUCCGCUUGUGUCAAGUGGCGCAUGGCAUCCACACUCUUGCCUACAGUCCUCUUGGAGGUGCAUACACUCCCAGACUCCGGGAGCAGCUCCGGACUUCUGUCAGCAGCGUGGCAGCACGUCUUGGACGGUCAUCGGAGCAGGUGUUGUUGCGCUACGUGGUGCAGCGUUACGACGCCGUUGUCCUUCCGGGCGCAUCGUCGGUGAAACACAUGGCCGCGAACCUGGAUCUGUUUCGAUUCGAGCUUACGAAAGAGGAUGUGGAUGCAAUUUCCGCCAGUGCGCCCCGCGAGUGUGCGUAUCCCAUGUACCAGCCCGGACAAAUACCUUGA